AUGCCUGCUGAGCCUUCACUUCACUCACCCAAACACCUCGGUGUAUGGCAUCGGCACACCGGACAGGCUGCGUCCAAGACCCGCAAGAUCUCGUCCUCUGAAUCUUCUGAGCCAGUCGUGGAUCCUGGGACUCUGGAGAUCAGCGUCUCCGAUCCCCAGCGCAUCGGCGAUGGCAUGGGCAGCUACAUGGUGUACAACCUCAACACAAAGACCACCAUGAAGGGCUUUGCCCAGCCCAGCUUUGAAGUGCAACAUCGUUACUCAGAUUUUCAUGCGCUCUACAAGUAUCUGGUGGAAAAGUACCCGGGCCUUUUGGUGCCUCCCCCGCCUCCCAAGAGCGCCGUCGGUACCGGAAUGAUGAAGUUCAAGUCGCAGGGCGAUGAGGUGACCCCCUUCAUUGAGCAGCGUCAGUUUGCUCUUGAGCGCUUCAUGCAGCGCAUCGCCGCCCACCCCAUUCUCCGAUCCGACGACGUCUUCAAGACGUUCCUCACGACAGAAACAAAGGUGGCCAAGCCCAAGGCCAGCGCCAUUGCCAGCCUCAUGUCCAAGCUUUCCACUUAUACCGAGGCCGACGAGUGGUUCGCGGACAAGACCGGCGAGCUCGAGGCUCUUGAAGGCCAGCUCAAAAAGUUGCAUGCCAUGCUUGAACAAUUGGUGGCCAAGCGCAAGGAACUUGCACACCACACAACCUUCUUCGCUGAAAGCUUUGCCGAGUUGGCUGAUGCCGAAGAGGUUGAAUCGCUGAAGAGCGCCAUGCAUCAGAUGGCCGACGUGGAAGCGCGGGUGGCUCGUCUGCAUGGCAAGCAAGAACGCCGCGACUUUUUCGACAUGAGUGAAAUUGUGGCGGACUUUGUCUCCCUGUGUGGUGCCAUGAAGAUCUGCUUCGAGCAACGCAUUGGCGCCUUUCGUGCCUGGCAAAAUGCCGAGACCAACUUGGUCAAGAAGCGUGAUCUUGAAGCGAAAUACACCGCGAGUAACCGCACGGACAAGCUAGACCAGGCGGCACAGGAUGUUACAGAUGCGGAGGAGGCAGUCAAGACUACUCGAGCCAACUUUGAGCAAAUUUCGUCGCUGAUCAAGAAGGAAUGGAAGCGCUUUGAUAUCUCGCGUGCCAACGAGCUCAAGGCGAGCCUGGUCGAGUAUGUCGAGUCGAUGAUGACCCUGCAACAUCAAGUCGUAAAGGCCUGGGAGGGCUUUUUGCCCGAGGCUAAAUCUAUCGGCCAAGAUGCUUGAGCCGCACACCGGUCGUUUUAGUGGUUUCCCCGUUCUGUCCAUGUCUAUGUUCUUGGUACCUUUUGCCAUUUUUCUUGGAUGUGCUCGCUGCAUAGGAAUGUUCUCGUGGUUUCUUCCAUGUUUUUCCUCUCUAAGCCAAGCCUGUUUGGGUUGUUGGCCUCAACCUGUUUUUCCAUACCUCUAUGCUGUCCCAUGUCCCAUGUGCUUUCAGAUUGAUCAGCAACCUUGGACAACAA
Messenger RNA from Monosiga brevicollis MX1, 1469 nucleotides. RefSeq lists its product as uncharacterized. Gene Ontology annotation, cellular component: endosome. The coding region runs from base 1 to 1233 and encodes 410 amino acids. The transcript has 8 exons. Gene Ontology annotation, molecular function: phosphatidylinositol binding. The record is from RefSeq and is a predicted model, not a curated record. Lineage: Eukaryota; Choanoflagellata; Craspedida; Salpingoecidae.